CAACAGAAACUGGUUCCCAAAGGCGGAUGCAAUAAGGACUAACUAUCCUACGGAAUUCCGACCGAGAACACGGAUAUAACAAUGGAGAUCGGGUUGGAACGACCCUUGACCCCUGAUGACUCUCACGCCCCGACGAUGGUCGGCCCAGUGGACGAGUUCGGCUUCUUCUUGCGAGACAAACAAACCGAUCUAGACACGGCGAACGCCGAAUCCAGCGGACUAACAAGUCAGGAGCAGAGCGAAGAAAUUAGGUCUUCUGUCAGGAAAAAAUGACGGGACGGCGGUCGGGCAAGACCGGGGCUUGAUGCCCCGUGGAGCACAUGGCCUGAUGGCUCGCGGCCCGGUCGACCAGUUUGGUUUCUUCUUGCGCGAUGCAGGAAGGGACUCGGAUCCGGCGAGUGCCCACAAACGCUCCCACCACCACCACCACCACCAACAACAACAACAACAGAGCGAAGACUUUUCAUGCGUACAUCAACCAGGAGAGAACGAACGGGCGGCCGGGCAGAAGCCGUGUGCCGUGCUCGAUGGACCACAGGGUACAGCGACUUUGGGAAAGAAGAACCCAGACCAGGAAGUCAUCCAGCCAGCGGCCGACGUGCCCAGCCUCUCUGCGGACGAGUUGCUGCAGCAAACGCCGACCCGAUCUCAAGAUGCAGCCGCGAACAGUCCUCUGCAGCAGCCCCAGCUCCCCGCACUUCCACCCCUACCAGGCCUCCCUCUUCUCCCAGAAAUGAUCACCGAGGACCACGAGAUGCUGCUGAUAAGAACCUCGAGUUCCUUGGCCUGGGCGGUAGCGGCUACGUGUACAAAUGUGCCGGCGGCUUCGCAUGCAAGGUGCUGGCCACGCAGCGAGAGGUCGACUUCAUGAAGGCGGCCGGCGACUGCUCCGCCGCGCCGCUCAGUCGCGUCAUGGGCAAGGUAGACGGCGGCGUCUUGGUGCCGUGCGGGCUCAUUAUGGAGCUUGCGACGCCUUUCCAGUUCAAGCUCGUGCCGGCCGACGAGCGCAGGGCCGUCAUGGACGAGAUGGUCGGCCUCGUCGAGCGUCUCCACGGGCCCGAGUUCGGCAUCGUCCACGGCGACAUCAAGCCGGCCAACCUCCUGCGGUGCCGCGACGGCAGGCUCCGACUGUGCGAUUUCGACUCGGCUCGGUUCGUCGCCGACGAGGAGGCCGAGGGAUGGGAAGCCUUCAUCAGUGAUCGGUACUUGGCCCCGAGCCGCGGCUUUCCCGAUUACGGGCCGCCGACGGUUCUUGAUGACGAUUAUGCCUUCGCAAGCUCCGUCUGGGAGCUGUUUACGGGGAAGGACGCUUUCAUAGACGAGGAUAUGGAGGACGUCCUGAGAGAAGGCAGGACAGUCGAUCUGGACGAGCUGGAGGAUGACGAGAUCCGCGACUUUGUGCGUAAGCGGCUACGAGACGGCGGCGCAAAGGUCUAAUAAGCGCCGAAAAGAUGCCAUCGGGCCAAUUGUGUCAAUUGGAGGUCGGCCCCAUGGAUAUACUCAGGUACGGUUUCUCCAAGAACAUCUUUGGCGUCCCUCGUUUUGCCCCUGAAUUCUGAAUACCUACCCGGGGUACCCACGUGUUCUAUAUACUAGUAGUACGUAAAAGUCUCAGCUUAGGAACUCUUCACGGUGUCUGCUCUUGCUGUUCAUUCUUAGUGCUCCGUACAUGUUUUCGACGGAAGUCCCUUUAGUUGGAGAGCAAGCAAGAGCAUCACGUCCAUGAUACAAUAGUACCCGCGAUAUGUUGGCAGGCACAAUCCAUACAACAUCGGGCCGAUGGAAUUGCGAGAAGUUCG
Messenger RNA from Chaetomium strumarium, 1799 nucleotides. RefSeq names its product kinase-like domain-containing protein. Gene Ontology annotation, cellular component: cytoplasm; nucleus. Gene Ontology annotation, molecular function: calmodulin binding; calcium/calmodulin-dependent protein kinase activity; calcium-dependent protein serine/threonine kinase activity. The transcript has a single exon. The record is from RefSeq and is a predicted model, not a curated record. Gene Ontology annotation, biological process: protein autophosphorylation; intracellular signal transduction; peptidyl-serine phosphorylation. Bases 466 to 1437 code for a protein of 323 amino acids. NCBI's taxonomy places the organism in Eukaryota, Fungi, Ascomycota, Sordariomycetes, Sordariales, Chaetomiaceae.